UAAACAAACUUUUGGUUUGAGUAUUGUGCAUGUGAACAUUAAAAUAUAAAUAUUAACAUGUACAUAUAUUAAUGUAUAUAUUUAUUUGGGUUUCUGUUUUUGUAGUAAAAUGUUUUAAAUUUUCAGUGACAAAAUUAUGGUUAGGUGUUUUAGUAAAUAUUAUUUGCUUAUGGUAUUUUUUUAAUGUGGCCGGCACUUUAUCGGACGGUGGAUACAGGAGACAAAAAAAAUACUUAUGUCCAUUGAUUAUUAAGUAUUAGCUUCCAUAUUUCCUUCAUCUCUUGUCUACAUAUCUGUAGAAGUCCACCAGAAAGAUGUCCCAAGCCCAGUACUCCACUGCCUUUGCCCACCUGUUGUCGUCAGGAGCGACUGUGUGGGCAAUCAGGUCGCUGCGAUCAAACUCGUUCUACCACAGCUCGUGGGCGUACGGGACUCUGGGGGCCUUCCUGGUCAACUCGACAGUUGGAGUUUUGAGAUAUGGUAACCCGGAGUACGGACACAAAGUGGCCUCGCUCGGCAAGAACACCCUGCUGCUCAGCCUCUGCGUGGGCCUGCCGUGCGCCACGGCGGAGCUCUGGCUGUUCCACGGCUACCGCCCGGAGGUGGCGUACGCACACCUCGGGUUCGCCCUGCUGCCCCUCGUGGCCCACGCCUACCGCCGGCACUCGGUGCACCGGGUCCUGGACGGCGUGACCUUGGGGAUGGUGGCGUCCUUGGCGCUCGUGGGAUUCUUGGAGGGCAACCACUACGCCGUGGCGCUCGCCUGCUCCUACGCCGUCAACCACUUCCUCAUCACCACCACGGGCUACCUCUUCGACAGCGUUCCGGCCCUGGACUUGUUCCACUACGGCCUCUGCUUCUUCAACUUCUUCCUCGUGAAAGCUCUGUACUGAUGAUGUCCGCGCGUACGGUAUCAAGGUUACUCUUACUCACGUUUUUAUAUCAGAUGUGCGAAGUUAUCUAUAUUUUGUAAUGCUGGAGGAUGGAUAUCUGUAAAACAGACUGAUUCUAUUAUGUAAUGUUGGAUAUUUUUUAUAAGAAAAUGCUGCUUUUACGAAACGUCAGAAUUUCCGAUUGUUGUAGUAACUUUAAAGAAUUUUUUUUGUUAGCAAUGAGACUUCUUAUUUAGUUAAAAUGAAAAAAAGUUUUUGUCUCUUAUCUGCUUUGUCAGAAUAUGGUGCUAAUAUUUUUUUUGCCUUCUGUAAUUUAUGUAGGCUUUAUCAGUACAAAAACCUUCAGAAUAUUAUACAUCUCUUUAUUAACUACAAUUAGCAUUUUAAAAGGUGUUCAAUUAUUAUGUGAUAGCCACCUCCUAGUGAUAAGAAAGAUGUUGGAAGUAUUUCUCAUUAGCAUGACAGAAUGGGAUUUUUAUGUAAAUACUAGUUAGUUGUAAAGUGCGUGUUGAAAAAUAAUGAAUAUAGGUAACAAAUAAUUUAAUAUACAUGAAAUAUUUAUUAAAAUUAAAAAUUUUUUUUUAGUAUUAUGCAAAUGAAAAUUAUUUCUGGUAUAUAUAUAAUAUAUAUUUAUAUAUAAUGAUAAAAAAAGUAUUUGACAAAAAAAAUUUUAAUGAAGAACCUCUGGAAAAACUACAUUGAGGUGAAUUGUCUCCUUAAAUGAUCUUUAAUGAAUUAUAAUGACAUAUGUAAUCAAAACUGAUUUUCAGCAAUAAUUUGAAUGUUUAAUUAAUUUGCAAAGUUAAUUUUUCGAAUUUGAAAAGCAAAAGAAUGAUUAAAAUCUCACAAAUUAAAUAAAAAUAAAAGCUCUUCUUUACUUCUAACACUAUAUUUUGGUGAAAAAAUCAAAUGUACUUCUUAAAAGAUAUAAAAUAUAUUAAAAUUGUUGCUGGGUGUAAAACAGCAAGCGCUGCUACCUGCAGAGUGCCGGCCUCUGACUCCUGAUGGGCGACUUCCAGCGGCAUGCUGGCAUUCUGCAGGUAGGUGCGGGUCGUUACCACAACGCCGAAAUACCAUAACGCCGAAUGUCAAAAUUGACCACAACGCCGACAGCUAGAAAACAGCUGUGUACCACAACGCCGAAAUAACAACUGAAUGAAUUUGCGUUUAAAUGUACCUUAACGCCGAAAUACCGAAAUCAAACCUAACCUUACCUAACCUAACCUAACCUAGCGUAAUAUAACCUAACCUAACCUAACCUAACUUAACCAAGCCUAUCGUAGCCUAGUCUAAUCUAACCUAGUCUAACCUAACCUAGUCUAACCUAACCAAGUCUAGCCUAACCUAACCUUUGUGGCAGUCCUGCAAUGACAUUUUUCGGCAUUGUGGUACACAGCAGCUUUCUAGCUGUCUGUGUUGUGGUCAAUUUGGCAUUUUGGCGUUGUGGUGCGUCCCCGGUAGGUGCUAUGUCCCAGCAUUAAGCGAUCAUUAAGUCAGUGAUGAGUGUAACUAUAUAUAGGCUAUUUCUGUUUGACCUGCUAGUAAGUUAUGUUUGAGAUUGUGCGUGUACUGAAAUAUUUCAUGUUUUCUUACCUCCAAUUUGGUGACAUUAAUUUGACAAACUAUAUACUAAAUGUUAAAAAGAUAUGUUUUGUUUUUUUUUAAUUAAAGACUACUUAUUUCAAAUUAUACUCGACUGUGGAAUGUUCAAUAAUUCAAAGAUUUGCAGUUAAAAUACAGUGAAAACUCAUUACAAUUUGAAGAAACAUGUAGGUAUGGUAAUUAGUUUGUGAAAGUACAGUGGACUCCCUAUAAUCCAUACUUUGGUAAACCGAAAGUAAGCUUAAUCUGAAACCGAAAGUUAGACAUUAUACUGGAAUAAUACUGAACUACAUUGGUUUGAAAAAUCUGUUAAAUUUUAUUGUCGAAGAGAAGAGUACUUUUCCCUUAAAGCCAAAUUACAUUAGCACCUGAAAAAAUGUACCUUAUAAAAUAAACUGUACAAUCACACUUAAUAAUACAUAUUUAUGUAAUCACACGUUAUGUAAUUUAAGUUUAUUUUAAGAAUGUUUUUGCUUAAUCCAAAAAAAUUCUGUAAUCCAAAAGGGGUCUGUUCCCAAUCAUUUUGGAAUUUUGGGACUCCACUGAACUUUUUACUUAACUUUUAGUGAAUUUAAAACAUCUUGUUGGUUAGGGAAAUUUAUUACUACUUUAUAGUGUAAAAUCGUUUAAAGUACUUAAUAGUAAGGUUCCAGUGAAUGGAAUGUGUUUUGAAUAUAACUUUAUGCUGUUUGAGUAUUUUUUACCGUGAAUGGGCUAAUAGUAGUUAGCAUGUACUAUUUGUAGUAUCAAGAUCGCCCUCAUUCUAAAUUUUUAGUGAAUUAUAAAAUGGUACUGGUUGAAUGAAGAUCCAUGAUAGAGGCACUAUACAGCCGAGCAAAGGGCAGAGCAUACCAGCAGAAUCACCCACUUCUUAUACGUAAUCUGGAUUGCUGGUAUGUGUGUGUAUGUAUGUAUGUAUGUGUGUAUAUAUAUAUAUAUAUAUAUAUAUAUAUAUAUAUAUAUAUAUUUAUUUAUUUAUUUAUUAAUGUAAUUAUUAAUGCUACUGAGCGUCAUGCGUAGUCUUGCCUAGUCCCAUCCUCUUGCAACCUGUGUUACUUAAAUAUGAUUCUACUUAGAGUAAUUAUUAUAUUAUUUUUAUUAUAUUGUAGUAUGACCUCUAAAAUGUCUUCGGGGUCACUAAUGAGGAUAACUGUACAGUUGGUGUACCAUUUCAGGAAGUUGUACAAAAUGUUACAUGCAUGUACAUAAUUGAAAAAGUAAUUUUAUGGAUUUAUAAGCUUUUUCCAAUGUCAUUUUUUGACUUUAAAUUUUUUAAUAUUUUUUUUGUAGUUGUAGACACACAUACUUUUUGCUAUUCCAUUAAAUUCAUGAGAGAUUCCCAUAAUGUUAAGCUGGACUCACAAUCGUCCGUCCAUCAAUCACGUAACCUGCAGCCAAUCAGAUAGCCCAGAAACCUACAUCCGUCCGUCUGUCAAAACCUUACCAAGCUUUAACUUUCGACAGACGGAUGAAAUAACCUCCAAAAUUUUAGCAAGAUACCUAUUCCCGGCGACAUUUACCGUCUUAUAAGGUUUUUAUUUUUAUGUAUAUGUAGUUGUUUAUCUGCUUCCAUUAAAUGUUUUUACAUAUGUUUGAACAUAUUUUGAACAACUGAAAAUAUAUAUUAAUAAAUAUCAGAGCAAAAAAUAUUGAAUUUUAUUAUUUAUUAAAUGCUUAACUUUCAUGUUCAUCAAUAUAAUAUAUCUAUACAAAAUAAAUUUUCACCAGUAUUUAAGAUUUUUGGACUGUUGGCAGCAUUAAAAUGACAAAGUAUUUAACGGACUUGAGGAUGAUUGUGAAUGCUCGGCUUGAUGGAUAGAUGGCUAACAUGCGGCAGAUCAUUGCGAGUCUAGCUUUAGUUUACAUCACAUUUAUUUUCUAGUCUUAAAGUAAAUAAUUACUGUUUUAUAAUGUAAUAUUUAAUUAAUGAUAACCAAAAUUAAUGGUGUGAAAAUGAUUAAGUUAAUUUUUAGUUCAGUUUUAUAAUUUUUUUUUGGGGAAGUAUGUACAGUUUUUAUUAAUUUUGGACUGUGUUAUAACAUGAUGUAUAAAAAGUAUAUUUGUUGUAUUUUUAUAUUAAUAAUGACUGAUUCCAUUACAUGAAAGAAAAGACAAUGUAGUUAAGCUAAAUUUUAUAAACAAAGUGUUCUUAAAAAAAUUGUGUUAUUAAUAAAUGUAAUGAUUAUGAUUUUAUGAUUAUAUUAUUGUACUUGUGAUACCAUGUAAAUGUUGUACAAGAGUUUGUAAUGUUUAUUAUCCUAAUAUAGCUGAAGAAACUU
Bacillus rossius redtenbacheri is the source of this 4774-nucleotide messenger RNA. RefSeq lists its product as uncharacterized. The transcript has 3 exons. The coding region runs from base 315 to 893 and encodes 192 amino acids. Lineage: Eukaryota; Metazoa; Arthropoda; Insecta; Phasmatodea; Bacillidae. The record is from RefSeq and is a predicted model, not a curated record.